Ilex paraguariensis (yerba mate) is the source of this 485-nucleotide messenger RNA. Lineage: Eukaryota; Viridiplantae; Streptophyta; Magnoliopsida; Aquifoliales; Aquifoliaceae. The record is from the annotation of a GenBank genome assembly.
GCAUUGGUUUGAUAUCAGCUGGAGCUUACGAUGUUAUUGUCGCCGGUGGAGUAGAAUUCAUGUCGGACGUUCCAAUCAGGCUUAAUCGUAAAAUGAGAAGUUUGCUGAUGAGAGCGAAUAAAGCUAAGUCUGUUCCAGACAAAUUGAAACUACUCUCCACUUUUAGACCAAAUUUCUUAGUUCCAGAGUUACCCGCUGUAAGUGAAUUCAGUUCAAACGAAACCAUGGGUCACUCAGCUGAUCGAUUAGCAGCCGCAUUUAAGAUUUCUCGUGAAGCGCAAGACGAAUAUGCUUUACGGUCUCACACAUUCGCUCAGAAAGCUUUCGAAAAUGGUUACUUGACUGACAUCAUUCCAUUCAAAAGUAAUUACUGUCUUUUUCCACAUUUUCAAAUAAUUGUGGCAUUGAAUCGGAAGAAGGACCAUUUAAUUGAUUUUAAUUUUCGAGAUAUGAGCAAUUUUGGGUUUUUCUUCUACUAUUUUUAA